UACGUUUUUCCCUGCUAGAUCAUUGUGCUGAAGUGAAUCCUGUGAGUCAUCCUUGUGCUGAACUGCAAUGAAACGUUUUUCCCAAAUUCUGUGCGUAGCCUUUUUGGUGGCGCAGGUAAGAGGCCAAAAUUGCGUUGAGGAGACGUUAAACUGCGAUGACCCCGUUCCGACCAUCUUUAAGUUGGGUGAUCAAUCGUGUGCUUGCAAUAGCGCAGGUCAUGCCGGAGCACUGAAAUUCUUAAACGGCAAGGUACAAGUUUGCUUGGGAAACGAGUGGAAGACCUUUCAGUUUGUAGAGGACAUCGAAUACGGCACCGAGAAGAAUCCUGGUUCAUCCUGUAAAGAUAUCAAGGAUAAAGCUGUUGGAAAACAGCUUAGCAAUGGAGUCUUCUGGAUCAAACUGCAAGGCGUUUCGGGUGCUUUUCCAGUUUAUUGCGACAUGGACGCAGGAGGUUGGACCUUGGUAUUCAAGGCAGUGAGUGGUGUUGAUAAGAAGAUCUGGGACACGUAUAACUCGGCCCAGACCUCUUCCGAGUCAGUUGAUGCUGCCCUUGAUGUCACAAACCAGUUCAAAGAUCACUACAAGAAUAGAGUGGUGUUAUACUGGAGUAGCUUCAAUCCAUCUCAGGCAAAAGUGGUCCUGUACACAGGUGCAGCCAGUCAAAAGGAACUCCUUUUUAACGCAGUUGGAACGGACAAACUGAAUUGGUUCUCCGUGGAUAAACUUGUUUCCUCCUCGUGGACUGAUAUCAAGAGCGAACGAAGGAACUACUUUUCAAUUCAGGGAGGAUGCAGUGGCGGAAAUUGUCGGAGCUUUUUCAUUAACCGGAACUAUGGCGGGUGUGGGGUGGAUGCUGGAUGGCUGGUAACAGCUGGCGUGUGGUGCUCGUGGGAAACCAAUGCUGACCACACCAAAAGAGUCUUGUACAGCAAACUAUCUACGUAUACUGAUUGGAAUGUUAAAAACAAUGUAGGAGUUGCUGAUGUACUGGCCGUUUUCCUGAUGUGAGACUGAUGGACAGUGAGACACAACAGUAAAGAUUGAUGACUUCAAUAAAAGGAAUUAAGAAGCGAAAUGUUUCAGUUUAA
Pocillopora damicornis (cauliflower coral) is the source of this 1089-nucleotide messenger RNA. RefSeq lists its product as uncharacterized. The record is from RefSeq and is a predicted model, not a curated record. Lineage: Eukaryota; Metazoa; Cnidaria; Anthozoa; Scleractinia; Pocilloporidae.